UUUCUCUUCCGGCCAGAUGGAUGAAUAGAUGAAUAACGGCCAGACCCCAAAGCCAAAACCGGAUGGAGCACCGCCCCUUUGCCAAGUCCUCGGGGAUCGCAAUUUACAUAACUCUGUCCCUCCAUGCACAACAACCCUGUCCUGGUCUCGGUGGCAGUCUCUUUCUCUUUUGGUCGAGAUAUCCACUUGACCGUUCUUCAUUGGACUGCAGAAGCGAAUUGGUAGGAUUUAUAGUUGGAGAGAUGAAGUGUUUACGAGGUUCCAGGUUGGACGGUUCAUUCGCCCGAUUUGACAGCAGAACAACACCAGACUCUGUGGACGGAUACCCAAAGAGAGAGCCCUGGAUUGGGUACUAGAGGUUGUUGAGGCCCGUUUGAGUGUCGGGGCUUCACUUGGGGAGGACAUGGAAGAAUGAUAGGGUUGGUGAGGAAACAGGGAAGAGAAUUCUUUCCAUUAGCUGGUCAUUACGUAGGGGGGGGUAUUUUCCAGGAUUAUUUGAUAUUAAGUGGUUUCACUGGGCGUGACCAACAAAGAGGCAAAAUUGGAUUGACAGAUUGAACAAUAUUGAGAAAUAGGAUGGAAAAAUCUGAAUCAUCACAGGAAGCAAAAAAAGGAGGGUCCCAGAAUGAGGCAGUGCAAAGCGGGAAUGACGAGUGAGGUUGCAGCAUCCCCGAGCUCUGCAGGUCCCAGCUCCAUGUC
Aspergillus candidus is the source of this 699-nucleotide messenger RNA. RefSeq lists its product as uncharacterized. Lineage: Eukaryota; Fungi; Ascomycota; Eurotiomycetes; Eurotiales; Aspergillaceae. The coding region runs from base 63 to 356 and encodes 97 amino acids. The transcript has a single exon. The record is from RefSeq and is a predicted model, not a curated record.